Molecule: messenger RNA, 1295 nt
Organism: Argiope bruennichi
Lineage: Eukaryota; Metazoa; Arthropoda; Arachnida; Araneae; Araneidae
Product: aquaporin-10-like
Exons: 8
Coding region: 38-982 (314 amino acids)
Biological process (GO): water transport; glycerol transmembrane transport
Cellular component (GO): basolateral plasma membrane; plasma membrane
Molecular function (GO): glycerol channel activity; water channel activity
Source: RefSeq, a predicted model, not a curated record
UCUUUUGUUUUACUUCUUUAAGUAUUACUUAGCCAUCAUGAAUACCUUAGAACGAUUUUUCUUCAAGCUGCUGCUAUUCUUCGUUCAUUCUCCAGCAAAGGAAGCUUGUGCUGAAUUUUUUGGCACUUUGGUUUUAGUACUUCUUGGAGAUGGUAUUAUGGCUACUGUUACUCUUGGUCACCUUGGUGCUCAUGGUGUUAUUGUUUCUGCCAUCGGAUGGGGUGUGAGUGUUACCAUAGCAGUUGCUCUAGCUGGAACUAUUUCAGGUGGCCAUGUAAAUCCUGCCGUUACCAUUGCUUUGGCUACAAUGAGGAAAUGCCCAUGGAAGUAUGUAGUUCAUUACCUGGUUGCUCAGUACCUGGGAGGUUUCAUAGCUGCUGCAUUUGUCUACAUUGUCUACUAUGAUGCUAUUAAUGAAUUUGAUAAUGGCCACAGACAACUGCCACCACAUCCCAACUCUACUGCUCAAAUAUUUUCUACAUAUCCCCAAGAUUUUGUAUCCAUUGGUUCUUGCUUCCUGGAUCAGGUCAUCGGAACAGCCAUGCUUCUGAUCGUCAUUUGCACAGCAAUAGAUCAACGUUAUAAGAAAGUUCCAUCCCAUUAUCAGCCAACUAUUGUUGGACUAGGAUUGAUGGCUAUAAUCCUAGCCUUCGGCUAUAAUUGUGGAGCUCCUUUGAACCCAGCUCGAGAUCUUGGUCCACGCAUCUUUACUCUUCUAGCUGGUUGGGGAACGGAAACGUUCAGUUUUAGAAACCAUAUGUGGUUCUGGGUUCCAGUUCUUGGUCCUCAUGUUGGUGCUCUUCUUGGAGUCUUGUUUUACAGCUUCUUUAUUGAUCUAACUUUUGCAAACUAUACAAUGAUGUCGAGUGAGGCGGAGGAGGAUGAAAAACUAGUGCAGAGCUCGGAGCACGAAGAUCAAAAUAUUUCUACAGAAGUGUGCGUAGAGGACCCUUCCUUGCAAAUCAACAUUGGUGCCAAUUAAAUAUCUUGUAAAAUCUUCAGUUUCUUUAUUGUUUCAUGGAUUUCUCAAGUUAACCAAGUUCCCAAGCCAUGAAAAGGCAGUAAUUCUCCAGUGAAAUAUGAAGCCCCUCCUCAAACACUGUGUAACUGCACUUAUACACGAAUUGAUUUGCCUCUCGCUAUUUUCAGCAACUUCAUGAAGUAAAGCAAGAAGACAGUCUAAAUUUCUUGUAAAAUUACAUGGCUUUUCUAUUUUGAUAUUGUACAAGAUAACUGUUGAAUGAGUUUUUUUUAAAAAUUGUUUUAAUAAUUUUAUUAAAUUGUUUUGAAGUCUA